Molecule: messenger RNA, 5167 nt
Organism: Hemicordylus capensis (graceful crag lizard)
Lineage: Eukaryota; Metazoa; Chordata; Lepidosauria; Squamata; Cordylidae
Gene: GMEB1
Product: glucocorticoid modulatory element binding protein 1
Exons: 9
Coding region: 2082-3878 (598 amino acids)
Biological process (GO): positive regulation of transcription by RNA polymerase II
Cellular component (GO): nucleus
Molecular function (GO): RNA polymerase II cis-regulatory region sequence-specific DNA binding; DNA-binding transcription activator activity, RNA polymerase II-specific
Source: RefSeq, a predicted model, not a curated record
UUGAAUGACUUAUGCUCUGAAUCUUGGUUGUCAAAAGACUAACCACAAAAUUGACUCCCGCAACCCAGGAGCUAAGAAAGGGUACUGCAGUAGAUUGACUUUUGUUUUCAUGAGCACUGGAUGGAUCUCUCUUACCAAGCCAGAUUAAUAAUGGGCUAAGCAAGUGGACUCAGAGGAAUUCCUUUCUGGGCAGAGAAAUGAGCCAAUCUGAUUCUGAGCCAGACUGCAGUUGGGAAAAUAGGAAGCUGCCUUAUACUGAGUCAGAUUCUUGGUCCAUCUAGUGCAGGCCUGCUCAACUUUGGGGCCCCCAGCUGUUUUUGGACCAUGACUCCUAUAAUCCCCAACCACAGUUGCCAAUAGCCAGGGACUAUGGGAGUUGUAGGCCAACAUCUUCAGGAGGGCUGAAGGUGAGCAGCCCUGAUCUAGUGCAAUAUUUAUUUAUUUAUUUAUUUAUUUUAUUUGAUUUAUAUACCGCCCUUCCAAAAUAUUGUCUACACACUGACCUGUGGUGGCUCUCCAAGGUUUCAGGCAGAAGUCUUUCCCAUAUCUACCUGUAGAUGCUGAGGAUUGAACCUGGGACCUUCUGCAUGCACAGCAGACGCUCUACCACUGAGCUAUGGCCCCAACCCUAUCACAGAAAAAGGCCAAUGUUCCUAAACUCCGUGUCCACAUGUAAAAACGUGCUUUGAGACAAUAACCACGGCCCCUUCUCUUUUCUCCAGACAAGCCUGUUUCCCCCCCACCCCCACCCCUUCCCUGGCCUUAUUCGUGAUACUAGAUACUAGAGGUGUUCUGUUUGGGGCACAAAGGUUUCCUUCUCCUACUGAUGUCUGUGAUGUAUCUGGGAGAGAAAAUAGGAAGAAUACAAAGGCCAAUACCAUUUUUCCCCCUAUUCCUGAACUGAUCAGGAGCUGCAUGAAGUUUCUGAGACCUUAGUUACUCAUAGGAAUGCUACUUUUCCCUGUCUAGCAGGGUUGUACAACUUUGGCCCUCCUGCAGACUACAACUCCCAUCAACCAUGACUAUUGGUCACUGUGCCUGGGGAUGAUGGGAGUUAUAGUUCAAAAACAGUUAGAGGGCCGACAUUGUGCAGCCCUGCUCUAUAGCAAGUUGUUUGGCUCACUUCUUUCCAGGGCUGUCAUCUAGUUAGAGCCAUUAGUCUCUUAGGAGCAGCUAAGCCAGUUACAGCCAUGUUUGCCUGCCCAGGACUUCCUGAUGUUGUAGCAGCAGAUCAGCCUCAAGAAAGGCGAAGAGGGCUGAGGAAGCAGAGGAGAGUGCAGGACCAUCGGGAAGUUUUAAAGAUAGGGCUGAGAGAGAUUCCUGCCUGCAUCCUUGGAGAAGCUGCUGCCAGUCUGUGAAGACAAUACUGAGCUAGAUAGAACAAUGGUCUGACCCAGUAUAUGGCAGCUUCCUAUGUUCCUAUGUAAAGAUGCUCAGACAUGUGCUUGAUUUGUCAUGGUGAGGUGCCAUGCCCAUGGUCACCUGUGACCUGUUUUUAGGCUGGUGCUAGUUUUCCUUAACUAGAAAUAUUCUUUACUAGGAGAUGCAGUCUGUCAUUGACUGGACAAAGUAAUUUUGCAUAGAUUACACUUACAGAAAAGUUUAAUAAAUGAAAUAUAGGUCAUAUAAUUUUUUUUUAGUAAUGUGCUUGCAAAGGGAAAGUAAAAGAACAGUUUGAAAUGCAUAGGAUUUCAUCUUCAAUUAUUCAUUUUAUUGAAUAAUUACAUAUAUGGUCAAUUUGAAUUAUAGUAAAUUGGAGACUGAGGAAGAUCUUCUGCCUCUCUUGGGCAUGUUGUUUUGGCAUUACUGAUCUGAUUGCUGAUUGCUAAAUAUCUGUUGAAAGCAAUAACUGUUAAAAUAUGAUAAUUAUCUCCAGCAUUUCUGUCAAAAUUUAUUUGAACAUUUAACUGAGCGUAUUCUGGUGGGCAAAGCAAUGCAUUCAGCUAAUUUAAUUGGUAGGAUUGUUUAUACAAAAUUUGGUAUCUAUAGGCAAGCGGGAAGUAUGACUUUAUUUCAUAUAAGCCAACCAACCCACCCAUAUACACAUUCUUCAAAAUAUAUAGAUGAUUCUAUGGCUGUAGAUGGCAACCACUCCUUGCCAAAGACAACAACGUGAACAAGUUGUGUUGUUUGUUUUACUGCCAAAGCACACUUGCCAUCCAACCUCUUGGACUUCAUGUGAGCAAAUGGCAAAUGCUGAAGUGAGCAUCCCUGUCGGGGAUGUGGUUGUCGUACCAACUGAAGGGAAUGAAGGGGGAAACCCAGAAGACACCAAAACCCAGGUGAUACUACAACUACAGCCGGUACAGCAAGGGGUUUAUCAAGAGGGCUCAGAGACCAGUACAGCAGUAGUGGCUGUGGAAACACACACCAUUCACAAGCUUGAAGACGGCAUUGACCCUAGCACCAUUGAAACCCAUGAGGAGAUUGAGAUUGCCUACCCCAUCACCUGUGGAGAGAGCAAAGCCAUCCUUCUCUGGAAGAAAUUUGUUUGUCCGGGAAUCAAUGUCAAAUGUGUCAAGUUCAAUGACCAGCUUAUCAGCCCAAAGCACUUUGUUCAUCUGGCUGGAAAAUCUACCCUGAAGGAUUGGAAGCGAGCCAUUCGCCUGGGAGGAAUCAUGCUGAGGAAGAUGAUGGACUCUGGGCAAAUUGACUUCUACCAGCAUGACAAAGUUUGCACAAACACCUGCCGCAGCACCAAGUUUGAUCUCCUGAUCAGCAGUGCCCGGGCACCAGUGCCAGGGCAACAAAGUCUGGUACAGACUCCCACCUCUGCUGACGGGAGCAUUGCCCAGAUUGCAGUGUCUGAGGAAAGUGUGGAGGAAGGGAUUGAGUGGAACUCAGCUCUGACAGCAGCGGUCACCAUGGCAACUGAGGAGGGAAUCAAGAAGGACCCGGAGGAGAUUUCAGAGGACACACUGAUGUUCUGGAAAGGAAUUGCCGAUGUGGGGCUUAUGGAAGAAGUUGUCUGCAACAUUCAGCAGGAGAUAGAAGAGGUGCUGAAAGGUGUUCAGCAGAGGCUUGGCCAGUCACCUUUCCAGAUUACUGAUGCUGCUGUCUUAAAUAACGUUGCUCAUACCUUUGGCCUGAUGGACACAAUUAAAAAAGUGCUGGACAACAGGAAGAGCCAAACGGACCAGGCAGAGGAGCAGUUUCUUUAUACUCUUGCGGACCUGGACCGCCAACUGGAGGAGCAGAAGAGACUAGCCAGGGAUCAGAAGACAAAAUCUCAGACUGUGCAGAACGUUGUCCUGAUGCCCAUUGGCCCUCCAAAGCCUCCUAAAAGGCCCCGGCUGCAGCGUCCAGCUUCAGCCACAGUCCUGAGCCCCUCGGCUCCCAUCCAGCAGCCUCAGUUCACAGUCAUUUCACCCAUCACCCUCGCACCCAUGGGGCAACAGUUCUCCGUGAGCAAUAUCCCCAUGGCAACCAUCAGCCAGGGCUCUAACCCUGUGACUGUCCACACCUUGCCAUCCGGCUCGCAGCUCUUCCGCUACGCCACCGUGGUCUCCUCCUCCAAGACCGGCUCCUCCGACACGGUGACCCUCCACCCGUCCUCGAGCCUGGCCCUGCUGAGUUCGGCCGCCAUGCAGGACAGUGGCGCCCUCGCUAACGUGGCCACCAUGGUGAAUCCCGUGGAACUGGUGGCCAUGGAGUCUGGCCUGAGCUCUACCAUCCAGGCUGUUGAGGGCACCUCAGAGGAUGGACAGACCAUAAUAGAAAUAGAUCCAGCACCAGACCCGGAGGCCGAGACAGAGGAAUCGGGGGCCAAAGCUGUGAUUCUGGGGGCGGAACUGAGGACUGAGGAGAAGGUGGUGGCUGAGGUUGAUGAGCACCAGCACCAGGUUCACAAUGUAGAGAUUGUGGUCUUGGAGGACUAGUCAGGAAGCCAGACUCUAGCAUUGCUUGAUUGUUCAUCUCUGUCUUGUCUUUGUUUUUCCCUUCCCUGUGUGCGUUUUUUUUAACACAGAUUUCCAGAUAUGUUCCCAUGGAUAUAUAUAUAUAUUUUAAUACUUAUUUUCACAUGGGAGAGAACAGGCUUCGUCUGUACAAAAUAAACCUUUACUGAAGGGAAGGGGAAGAAAAUCCCCCUGCCUAAUCCUAGCCAGCCCAGCAGAAGGGAAACAAGCCCCUGGUGUUACUGAGAACACACCGUGAAUGAUCCAGUCUUUAGAUCCACAUUCUGAAGGCAUUUUGCCCACACCUCAUUUGUGCUUGGACUGUUCUUUCUUGGAAAUGAAUGGAGCCAGUUACUGGAAAUUGAUCUAACUGCUGGAUAACAUAUUUCUUUCUUGUUCCCCCGUUCCCAACCAUGACAGGAAAGGAAAUUCUGUCUAACUUAUCUAUGCUGCUGAUUAUUCUACUUUUGGUGGACAAAAAAAGCAGACCGUCCUGAUUGUGGAGAUUACAGUCCCAUCAUUGUGGGUUUUGUUUUACUUUAAUUUUAAUCUGUUUGAUCUUUUACUUUUUCUUCAGAUCUUUCAGUAGCCCAUGACCUCAGACUUUUUUGCCCAUUUUGUGGCUUCUAGAAUCUCAGUUCUUCCCUUCCAAGCUCUCCCUGGUGUUUUUCUUUUCCAUAGACACUGUUACGAGACUUUUAAGAAUUGCUUAAGCCUUGCACAUUUUUUUAAAAUAAGAAAAGAAAAAUCCACGCAUACAGUCCAAACGUCAUCUGCCCUUUCAGUAUAGUACUGACAUCCUGGAUGUAUCAAGCGUGGGUUGUGCUGUUGCAUGCUGGGAAAGCUGGACUUCGCGGGCUUGGUGCACCCGCUGUUUACGCCACACACUGGGAACCAUACCAAGCUUACUAGAUCUAUAUAUCUCUAUAUAGAUAUAAAUGUUUGGUGUUUUAUAACUUUUGGAAAAAUUGGUCUACAGGAUUCUAGCUGGCAAGAAGCUAGCAUGGUAACUGCUUGGUUUCCCUUCCACUUGGGUUGGUGGGUUUCCCCCCCUCUCCUAAACAGAAGGUGAGGGAAUGAAGAAGGGAUUUUUUUUUUCAUUCAUUUUUUUAAAAAAACUUGGAGAGCAAGAAGCCUUAGAAUAAAAUCCACUUGGUUGAAAUAUUUAAAGUCCGCAGGAAGAAGAUGAUACUUUGGGGCAUGGGGAGAGUACCAUUUGGUGGUUAUUAUUAUUUUUUGCAUUAAAAGGUUACAAAGAAAAUUCAACAGAA